Oryza sativa Japonica Group (Japanese rice) is the source of this 1294-nucleotide messenger RNA. Its product is annotated as very-long-chain aldehyde decarbonylase GL1-10-like. Gene Ontology annotation, molecular function: C-4 methylsterol oxidase activity; iron ion binding. Gene Ontology annotation, cellular component: endoplasmic reticulum membrane. The record is from RefSeq and is a predicted model, not a curated record. NCBI's taxonomy places the organism in Eukaryota, Viridiplantae, Streptophyta, Magnoliopsida, Poales, Poaceae. Gene Ontology annotation, biological process: sterol biosynthetic process.
UGCUCAAAUUCCUGUUAAUUUGGCGCCGUAACUCCAAACAGCAUAUAGCGAUAGAGCGAUAUACUCGUAUAUAUAUAGCUCUCGAUCUCGCCGGCUGGCUGGCCGGAGAUCGAUCCUCUGUGUCGUCGCCGGCAGUAGCUAGCUAUGCUCCCGUACGCGACGGCGGCGGAGGCGGAGGCGGCGGUGGGGCGGGGCCUGACGUGGGCGGAGGCGGCCUGGUUCCGCUACUCGGCGGCCAUCCCGGACUACUGCCUCUACUGCCACAACGUCCCCAUCCUCCUCCUCGUCUACACCCUCGCGCCGCUCCCCCUCGCGCUGCUCGAGCUCCGCCGCCACCUGCCGCUGCCGCACAAGCUGCAGCCCGGCGUGCGCCACCCGCCGGCCGCCUUCCUCCGGUGCUACGCUGCCACCGCGCGCGUGCUGCUCCUCGCCGUCGGGCCGGUCCAGCUGGCGUCGUUCCCUGCGGUGAGGGCGGUGGGGAUACGGACGGGGCUGCCGCUGCCGUCGGCGGGGGAGACGGCGGCGCAGGUGGCGGUGUACCUGCUGGUGGAGGACUACCUGGGCUACUGGAUCCACCGCCUGCUGCACACGCCGUGGGCCUACCACCACAUCCACCGAGUCCACCACGAGUUCACCGCGCCCAUGGGCUACGCCGCCCCGUACGCCCACUGGGCCGAGAUCCUCAUCCUCGGCUUCCCGGCCUUCGCCGGCCCAGCCAUCGUGCCGUGCCACAUGACCACCUUCUGGCUCUGGUUCGUGCUUCGCCACCUCGAGGCCAUCCACAUCCACAGCGGGUUCAAGUUGCCGUUCGAUCCGACCAAGUAUAUCCCGUUGUAUGGAGGAGUGGAGUACCAUGACUACCACCAUUUCGUGGGAGGACACAGCCAGAGCAACUUCUCUUCUGUCUUCACUUUCUGUGAUUACAUCUACGGGACUGACAGAGGCUACAGAUACCAUAAGGCAAGCUUGUCAAAGCUGAAGGAGAUGGCAGGAAACCACGUUGAGAAAGGAGAUGAAAAUGGAUUCGGCAACGGGAAACAAGAUUAAUUAGAGACCAACUGCAAUUGUAGGCAGGUUGGCUCAUGCAGCAUCUGAAGUUUUCUACACAGCCCUCACACAGGAAAAUAAUCUGUGUCAUGCAGCAUAUAACCAAACUUUGAAUGGAAAUUCCCUGUUGUCAAUAACAAGGUUUUCAUCAUGCCCCUCGCUUAUGGAACUAUGCUUGAUCCUACAAUUAAAGAUGGAAAUUCCACAUGAGUAUGACCCAUGACUGGGGCAUGUAGCCUCGGUGUAA